AUGGGAGCUGUGAGGAGAGAAGGGGCAGAGAUGCCAGGGUUUAUUGUAAAAGGCGGGAUGAUGGUGGACGGCGUUAUUGUUAUCAGAGUGCCCAUGAGAGAGAAAGAAGCAGAGGCCGAAGCCGAGAAAAAAAUAGCGGGGUCAGGGCCGGAGUGGGAAAAGAAGAGCACGAGAACAAGGAGUAGAGGUGAAAGAAGUAGGGAAAGGGAAAGAGUGGUGGAAUAUGAAUAUAUAACCCGGACCCCAUCACCGAAGCCGAAACCUGUUGUUAGGCAGAGGGAGAGUGAAAGAGUUUUUGAAUAUAUGGAUAGAAAUAGGCUUGAAGAUGAUAGGGCAAGAGGGAGAAGUAGAGAAAGAGAGAAGAGCACAGAAAGAGUCAUUUAUGUAAGGAGGAGGAGUCCUCGCCCAAAGUCUACAUCAGGCUCUAGAGAGAGGGAAAAAGGCAGAGGUAUAGAUAAAGACAAACAUAUAGAUAAAGCUGAAGGCACGGGAAGGACAGUAUAUUACGUUACUAGGCGCAAGCGAGAGAGUAGUGGAAGAGAAAGAGACUCUGGGAAAGAGAGAUGCAGAUUAGAUAGUGAUGAAGAGGAUGUGGAGAGGGAGUUAAGGAUUAGGAGGAGAUACAGUGUGAAUAGACUGGGUGUGGAACGAGGUGUUAGAUUUAGGGUUUGA
Sclerotinia sclerotiorum 1980 UF-70 is the source of this 672-nucleotide messenger RNA. RefSeq lists its product with no specific name. NCBI's taxonomy places the organism in Eukaryota, Fungi, Ascomycota, Leotiomycetes, Helotiales, Sclerotiniaceae. The coding region runs from base 1 to 672 and encodes 223 amino acids. The transcript has 2 exons. The record is from RefSeq and is a predicted model, not a curated record.